AUGGAUCUCACUGGCACCAUCCCAUCUCAAUUAGGAAAUCUAUCUUUCCUUUGUUGGCUUGACAUUCAUGACAAUAAUUUCCAUGGCUCUAUAUCAAUUGAAUUAGCAGAUUUGCAUCGGCUGAAAUAUUUGGACUUUGGUAACAACAGCUUCGAUGGAGAAAUCCCAUCAUGGUUUGGUUGCUUCACUAAACUUCAAAGAUUGACUUUGUACCAUAACAACUUCAUUGGUGUUAUCCCAUCUACUCUAGGCAAUUUGUCAAAACUAGAAAGAUUGAGCUUGGGUAGAAAUCAAAUUUCCGGUAGAAUUCCAAAUAGUUUAUUCAAGUGCAAAGAACUGAAGUUUUUAUCGUUGUUUAGCAACUCCUUGGAGGGAAGUAUACCUGCAGAAAUUGGAAAUUUGACUUUGCUCAACACUUUGAUUCUUGAAAGCAACUACCUCAAAGGCCGUAUUCAAACACCACCACCUUCAUUGCAAUGGUAUGGAGUUUCGGACAAUAAUUUUAUUGGAGGAAUCCCCUCCUUAAUAUGCAAUUUGACUUCUCUUACGGGUAUUGAUCUAUCUAAAAAUAAUUUGGAUGGAACAAUUCCAGAGUGCCUUGGAAACUUGAGUUCUUCUCUCUUAGAAAUUUUUCUAGAAAAUAAUAAUUUUCAUGGUCAAAUACCAGAAAAUUUUGCUAAAGGUUGCAUGUUGAAAAGUUUUCGCGUCAACAACAAUAAAUUAGAAGGGUCACUACCACGAUCUUUGGCUAAUUGCAAAGAUUUAAACCUUCUUGAUGUUGGAAACAACAAUUUGAAUGACACUUUCCCAAAUUGGUUAGGAAAUUUGGAUCGGCUGCAUGUUCUUAUAUUGAGGUCGAAUAGAUUCUAUGGCCAAGUGGGUAGCUUUGAUGUUACAGUUUCCUUAACUCGUUUGCGUAUCAUUGAUCUUUCUUGCAAUAACUUCAGUGGCUACUUACCUACCAAUUUUUUUGAACAUUUGCAUGCCAUUAGAGAAGGGUAUGAAAAGAAAGUUGAACCAGAGUACAUGCAACAAGGAUUUGAUAAAGUUUUAGUGAAUUAUGCUUCUGGUUUAUCUAUUACAUCAAAAGGGCUGGAAACAGAGUUUGAAAUACUAUUAUCCAUUUGGACGGUUAUUGACCUUUCUAAUAAUCAGUUCUCGGGAGAAAUUCCAAAAAUACUUGGUGAGCUUCAUUUACUUAUUGUCCUAAACCUCUCCCAUAACUGUUUAAUAGGUCCUAUCCCAUCAUAUUUAGGUGAUUUGUCAGAGCUUGAAUCAUUAGAUCUUUCAUCAAAUAAACUCGAAGGAAGAAUUCCGACAGAGUUAAAAAAUCUUGGAUUCUUAGAGGUGUUAAACCUUUCUCAAAAUAAACUCAAGGGACCCAUUCCUCAAGGAAAACAAUUUGAUACUUUCACUAACGAUUCCUACAUGGAAAAUCUGGAUUUAUGUGGUUUGCCAUUAUCAAAAAGCUGUGAUACUGACGAGGAAACUCCAGCCAAAUUUGAUAGAGAUGAUGAUGAUAGUGAUGAAUUGAAUUGGAAAUUUUCUAUAUUGAUGGGGUAUGGAUGUGGGUUGGUUCUGGGAAUGAGCAUGGGAUACAUUGUAUUCACGACAGGAAAACCAUGGUGGUUGAUCCAGAUCGUCGAGCGAGUUCGACAAAGAUUUGCAAAAAGGUAG
This is a messenger RNA of Gossypium arboreum, 1677 nucleotides long. Its product is annotated as receptor-like protein 9DC3. The transcript has 2 exons. NCBI's taxonomy places the organism in Eukaryota, Viridiplantae, Streptophyta, Magnoliopsida, Malvales, Malvaceae. The record is from RefSeq and is a predicted model, not a curated record. Gene Ontology annotation, molecular function: protein binding. Bases 1 to 1677 code for a protein of 558 amino acids.